AGCGGUGCGUCGCUGGGCGGUUACGUGUGGUGCGCGGGGGCGCGGGUUGCGUGUGGCGCGGGGCGGGGCGCGGCUGGUGCGCCUCAGGAGCGAUGGCGGCGGCCUGAACUCACCUAGUACGGCUGCGGCGUUCGGGCCUGGUCAGGGUCGGGAUUCUAUUUGCAGGUCUGGACUGGGCCGUGACCUCUGGGCUCGCUAUUCCAGCCUGGUGUAUCUUCUGGAUCCAUGGCCAGCUACUGGCUCCUGCAGACCGGAUGAAGCAGACUAGAGACACAAGUGGAGAAAGCUGCCAGCUGGCAAAUUCUCAGAGUGUGGCCCUCUGGCUACUGGCCCUGCCCAGCCUGCCUCAUGGAGAGGAUGAACUGGUUGAGCAGAUUGGCCUCCCGGGGCCCUGGGCACCGUGUACCUCAGGGGUCCAGUCUGCAGGCCCCUGUCAUGGCUGACCCUGAGACCUGCCUCAUGGUCUUCAAGAAUCACUGGUCCCAGGUAGUGCGAAUCCUGGAGCGGCAAGGCCCUCGGGCAGCUUCUGGGGGUGCAGAUGAUCUCAGUGCUGUACGCAACCACACUUACCAGAUGUUGACGCUGCUGGUAGAAGAUCGUGUGGUCCCCUCAGCCCCCACGACCCCUGGGCCCUUGCUGGAGUUCGCUUUGCGUGAGGACCUGCUAACCCGUGUGUUGGUUUGGCAGCUUCAAUGGGAUGAGCUUGGGGAUGGGGUUGAGGAACGGCGGGCUGAGCAACUGAAGCUGUUUGAGAUGCUAGUGAGUGAAGCUCGCCAGCCACUGUUGCGACACGGUCCAGUUCGUGAGGCUCUGCUGACCUUGUUGGAUGCCUGUGGCCGUCCUGUGCCCAGUAGCCCAGCACUGGAUGAAGGCCUGGUGCUACUUCUCAGCCAGCUGUGUGUGUGUCUGGCCCGGGAACCUUCAUUGCUCGAGUUCUUCCUGCAGCCACCUCCUGAGCCUGGAGCUGCCCCCCGCCUUCUCCUCUUUUCUCGCCUUGUUCCCUUCGUCCAUCGGGAGGGCACGCUGGGCCAGCAGGCCCGUGAUGCCCUACUCCUGCUCAUGGCUCUGUCGGCCGGGAGUCCCACUGUGGGCCGCUACAUUGCAGAUCACUCUUACUUCUGCCCGGUGCUGGCCACAGGGCUGAGUGCCCUGUACUCCUCACUGCCCCGCAAGAUUGAGGUUCCAGGGGAUGAUUGGCACUGCCUGCGACGGGAGGAUUGGCUGGGAGUGCCAGCCCUUGCGCUCUUCAUGAGUUCCCUAGAAUUCUGCAAUGCAGUCAUUCAGGUGGCUCACCCUUUGGUGCAGAAGCAGCUAGUUGAUUAUAUCCAUAAUGGGUUCUUGGUGCCUGUCAUGGGCCCUGCCCUGCAUAAGACCUCUGUGGAGGAGAUGAUCGCCAGUACCGCCUAUCUGGAGCUUUUCCUACGGAGUAUCUCAGAGCCUGCUUUGCUCCGUACCUUCCUGCGAUUCCUGCUGUUACACCGGCAUGACACUCACACCAUCCUUGACACCCUCGUUGCCCGUAUUGGCAGCAACUCCCGGGUAUGGCCCCUACCUCUGUCCUGGCUUACCUGGCUCUGCAUGGUCUCUCUGAGUCUCUUCAGGACCCUACUGAACCUCAGCUGUGAGGAUGUCCUGCUGCAGCUGGUUCUCAGGUAUCUCGUCCCGUGUAACCAUGUGAUGCUGAGCCAGAAGCCAGCUGUACGUGAUGUGGACCUAUAUGGACGAGCUGCAGACAAGUUUCUCUCCCUUAUCCCACGCUGUUGUCGGCAUCGUGCCCCUAGCCCACCCCGUCCAGAGCAUGCCUCAUGGGCACGAGGUGGGCCUAGCAGAGAGGCAGGGAGAAGGGAGGACACAACGGGCCCUGGAAGCCCAAGUGUUGACUCCUCUUCUGUGGUGACAGUGCCCCGGCCCUCCACACCGUCUCGUCUGGCCCUCUUCCUGCGACAGCAGAGUCUGGGUGGCUCGGAAUCCCCAGCUCCAGCCCCUCGCUCACCAGGGCUUGCUGCAUCCCCAGCCUCCAGCCCUGGCCGACGGCCCAGCCCUGUGGAGGAGCCUGGUGAGCUGGAAGACAAUUACCUGGAGUAUCUGCGUGAGGCGCGCCGUGGUGUGGACCGGUGUGUCCGAGCCUGCCGUACCUGGUCUGCCCCCUAUGAUGGCGAGCGGCCCCCUCCUGAGCCUAGUCCUGUUGGCUCCCGGACUAAGAAACGCAGCCUACUGCCUGAGGAGGACAGGGACAAUGUGGGGGAAGGGGAGGAGGAAGAGCUGGGGAGUGGAGGGCUUUCUGGGGGUACAGGGGAGGGCCCUGGCCACCUGCCCCCUCCCCAGCUCAAUGGGGUGCCAGGACCAUGGCCUGAGGGGGCCAAGAAGGUUCGUCGGGUGCCUCAGGAGGGGGCUGGGGAACUGCUAGAGAGCACCUCCGAGGGCAUGGCAGGACUAGAGGGCUUUGGGCAGGAGCUCCGGGAACUGGAGGUGGCAUUAAGCAAUGGGGGGGCUGGCUCAGAACCCCCGCUAGAGCCUCCACUACCUCUUGAGGAGGAGGAGGCCUAUGAGAGCUUCAUCUGUCCCCCUGAGCCCCCCGGCCCCUUCCUCAGCAGCCCAUUGCGGACGCUCAACCAGCUGCCAAGCCAGCCCUUCACUGGCCCCUUCAUGGCUGUGCUCUUUGCCAAACUCGAGAACAUGCUGCAGAACUCCGUCUAUGUCAACUUCCUGCUGACGGGGCUGGUGGCCCAGCUGGCCUGUCACCCCCAGCCCCUGCUCCGCUCUUUCCUGCUCAACACCAACAUGGUCUUCCAGCCCAGUGUCAAGUCCCUGCUGCAGGUGCUGGGUUCUGUGAAGAAUAAAAUUGAGAGCUUUGCGGCCUCCCAGGAGGACUUCCCAGCACUGCUAUCCAAAGCCAAGAAGUACCUCAUUGCCCGUGGCAAGUUGGACUGGGCCGAGGGCCCUGCAGCAGGACCUACCCCCCGCCGCUCCGAUCCCCUAGUGAAGAGCCGGAGGCCAUCCUUGGGGGAGUUGCUCCUGCGGCAUGCACACAGUCCAACCAGGGCCCGGCAGGCGGCACAGUUGGUUCUUCAGCCUGGGAGAGACGGCGCAGGACUUGGCCUAGGUGGGGGCUCCCCUGGGGCUUCAACUCCGGUUCUACCCCCUCGGGGUGGGGCCCCUGAGCGCCAAGAGAUCUCAACCUGGUGUUUGCUGGAGAAGAAGAGUGUUUUUUCCUCAGAGAAGAACCACUCUGGAGAGCCUUUCUAGUAGCUACUCUCUGACUCUGCCUCUUAUCUGUCUAAAGAGUCUUCUCUUGAGUCCCUUUUGAGAGUCUCCUGCAUGCCUAGGAAGACCACUUCUGUAUGGGGAGCAUCCUUUCCUAUGCUGGCCCAGCAUGUAGAGCUGUCCCAUAAAGUCGGUCAUCGUCUGAGCUGGCUGAGGUAUGAAUAUGAGGCACAGGGAAUGGUCCUACAUGAUGUUACUGGCCUCAGGGUAGGUUAGAGCUAAGGGUAUAUAUAUAUGGGUGCUCGGUCUUUAAACAAAGGUUUGGCUCUGGGCAUGGGACUGCGCUCCAGGAGAGGAAUUAAUAUCAAAUAUCCCAUGUUAGAAGCUAUGCCAAACACUCUGAAUCUGUUAUGUUGGUUAAUCCUUUUAGUAACCUCUUGAAGUAGGUACUAUUAUUUCCUCAUUUUACAAGUGAAUUAAAAGGCUCAGAGAGGUUAAGUAAAUUAGUGCAAGGGAUACACUGAGUUAAUGGAGGAUCUGGGAUUCAAGCCUAAGUCAGCCUGAUUCCAGCUUUUUUUUUUUUUUUAAGUUUUUUUUUUUUAAAUGUUUAUUUAUUUUUGAGACAGAGAGAGACAGAGCAUGAACAGGGGAGGGUCAGAGAGAGGGAGACACAGAAUCUGAAACAGGCUCCAGGCUCUGAGCCGUCAGCACAGAGCCUGACGCGGGGCUCGAACUCACGGACCGUGAGAUCAUGACCUGAGCUGAAGUCGGACACUCAACCGACAGAGCCACCCAGGCGCCCCUGAUUCCAGCUUUUAAAUUAAAAUUUAAAUGGUAGUCCCUUUUUGGUGAAGGGAGAAACUGCUGUGUUCCUUCUGCUCUCGAGUGUGUGGUGGGAGGGUGCCUGCCCAGUGAAUGUUCAAAGUGGUGUAGUGAAAAGGAAGUGGGCAAGGUGAGAGAAAUGCUUCAGAGACCAAACCAGAAACCCCAGGCUCCUUGUCAGGACAAGCACAACCAAAUCUCUUCCUCUAGUGCCCUCUUAGCCCUAUGCCAGGAGGGAUUAUCUGGUAUAGCAUAGUUGGCACCUCUGUUCCCUCCAGAAGGGAAUCCUGAGUGAGGUAGACAGCAGUGGGGAGAGAGACAUACACUAGGACAAGGCACACAGAUGUGGGGCAAUACAGACAGUGCAGGGAGGUAGAGAUGCAGAGGUCCGGAGACAGGAGUUACUGAUAAACACGGGUAUCCAGAUCCUGAUGGGGUUCCAGAAUGAGAAGGGGGUGGAGGGUAGGGAUAGGGAUGAUGGGCUGUUGGUGAAAUGUGAUGAGAAUCUCAGAUUCUCAUCAGGGGGGCUCAGAGGGGAAAUUGGGUACAGAUGAACUCUCAGCCAGAAGCCCAUAUCUUCUGUUUUGCUGAUGAUCAUGAUUCUUUAGGCUCCCUGCAUUCCACACUUUCCUACCCUGACAUUAAGUGAGACUGUAUUUCACUUUGGCUCAGAGUCUGAGACUGAAAGUUACUGAAGGAAAAUAGAUGACAACUGAGUGCUGGAUGGAGUUGAUGAGCCUCAGGACUGGGCUGUUCGGGCCAUAGCCUGCUCAUGGGGUUGCCUCCAGUGUGGCACAUUCGGGGGUUUCCCUGGACACAGAUCAUCUGCAACGUAUCUGAGUGGCGACUGGACCGGACAGCAUGAGAAGAGAGGGGCUGGUUAUUUAGGGAACAUGAGGUUCUCUGCAAGAGGCUUCAGGGCAGUAUAGAAUCGUGUUGAUAGUGAAGACUUCCAAGGGAUAAAGAGCCCUAACUUCUCUCAGGCUAUAGGGAUAAGUGUACAAAUCCCAAAUCCCUUAUUUGAAACCUCCAGGGACAGAUGUGUUUUGGACUUCAGAAUUUUUCAGAUUUUAGAAAGGGAUAUAGUGCCUUUAUUGUAUAUAAAGGAGUACUCCACUGAGGUUUAGGACAGUGCCCUAUAAUCAAACACAUCAAUAUUUCUGCAGCUAAAUGUAUGAAUAUUCACACCAAGUGAAAUACAUAAAUACUAUAGAUACCAUCGUGAUGUUUCAGGUCAGGUUUUUGGCCAAAGUUAUGAAAAAAACAUUGUUUCUUCAAAGAUUUUUUUAUUUUGGAAUUGUGGAUAAGGGAUUAUGCGCUUAGAAUUACUCUCAGGUUUUGUGAGGAGUAGGGGAUUGCUGGUAGUCUUCUGAACACAUCACAUGGUAGGUAUGUGUGUGCUCUCCAUCCAGACAAAAUACUAAUGUCCAAGGGUGUGGAUUUUUGGCUUGAAGAAAGUUCUUGCAAUGAACAAUGCACAACCUUGGACUCAGCUGCGCUGGGAAGCUGUGCACAACCAGGGAAUGAAGGUGCCUUAGACAAGAGGUUUCCUGUGGUGGGAAGGUGACAGAAUUCAUUGCUUGUGAACAUUGGCUGCAUAGGAUUUCCCUUUUUCGUGUACCAGAGGGGAGAGGCAAAAAGUGUGUGCGUGUGUAUGUGUGACACAAGACUGUCACACGUACAUUUCUUUAUAAUAAUGUUGUAAUAAAUAUCUUACUGCAUA
Acinonyx jubatus (cheetah) is the source of this 5749-nucleotide messenger RNA. It is a transcript of the gene FHIP1B, whose product is annotated as FHF complex subunit HOOK interacting protein 1B. The coding region runs from base 349 to 3246 and encodes 965 amino acids. Gene Ontology annotation, biological process: early endosome to late endosome transport; lysosome organization; endosome to lysosome transport. Lineage: Eukaryota; Metazoa; Chordata; Mammalia; Carnivora; Felidae. The transcript is spliced from 13 exons. The record is from RefSeq and is a predicted model, not a curated record. Gene Ontology annotation, cellular component: FHF complex.